AUGCCUAGAAGGAAUCCAAUUCAUAGAUUGUUCUGCAGCUAAAAUUGGACAAUCAAAUCAUAAAUUACACUAUUCUCUAUUCUUUAUAUUGCUUUCUGCAUUUUGCUAACAACUACUCUGCUGAUGAUUUUCUUGAAUUUUUCAAAGGACUCUCUAUCAUAGAGCACAUUAUCAAUGGAAAGGUUAGAAACAACCAAUUAAAUGUCUCGGUAUAAUACUCUCCAAACUUAAUCUUUCAAUAGAGUUUUGAAUUUUAGUUACUAGACUUUAUCUAAUAUUGACAAAUUAAAUCACUUUAUUGAAAUGCAGGGAUAAAACAAUUUUAACAUAAUUUAACCAACUAAUUGCAUUGAUAAUCCAAAGCUGUGGGAUCAAUAUAUAUUUAAUUGUAGUUUGUGUUACAAAUUCUGUAACAAAACUAUGUAAAUAGAUGAGUAUGAUUAUUAAUAGUACCUUUCAUUAAUUUCUCUGAUUACUCAGACUCUCCCAAUUUUGAAUUUAUAUAGAUAAACAUUUUUCACUAGCACAGGCUUUGAAUAAUUCUUUACUGUUUUUAAAGGGGGAAAUUACACCAAGUUUGUAGCCCAUAUAAGACCCUGGUAUAUAAACCAUAUGAAUAGAACUAAGUAUGAAAAUCAAAGAUUCUACCUCUCUGACUUAUAUUUGGAUUGGAUUAACAAAUUAGCGAUCGCUUUUACAGCGAGUUUGACUAACUUAAAGGGAGAAAUGAUUGGAGUGAUCGGAUACGAUUUAGCUUUUGAUUUGCUUCCCUAUUUUGUGGAUUAAAGACUCAAAAUGGAAAUUGUCAAUUCAACCGGCCAUUUAUUAGUUAGUAGCUAUUAUGAGGAGUUCAAGUAUCCUACAGUCAUUUAUAAUACUUCUCUAACAGGGUUUACACAAUACGAUUGGCAGAAGAUGAAAUAGUUUGGAGAUGACGAGAACAUAGGGAGAGGUACCUUGAGAGUUAAGAAUCGCAAGACGUUGGAAUAUAAUGAGGUUUCAGUCUACAAAUUGGUGUAUCCUUAAUUUUACAUUAUUAUGUAUCUAUAUGUAUUAACUAGUUAUUAAACAGAUGAUUAAUUUAUAAAGGAUCAAUAAGCAAUUUUAAGUAAUUUGGAUAAGUUUGACGUAAGCAUUUUAUAAGGGACUAUUUAUUUUAGCUUAAUAAUUUUAUUUUCAGUAUUGUUGAUUCAGUUCUUAAUCAUUAAGUAUGUUUUAAGUCAUUUAGAAUCCUUAGUUCUAAUCACAAAAUAAUAAAUUUUCUUAAAACAAAGAAUCAAGAACAAAAGUGUAGCAAUUAAUCCUGAUAAGGAUAACACCAUAUCUAAAUUAUGUCGAUCCUUCUUAAGAUUAAAUUAAAAUUUAACCAACUUUAAAUGGAAGAAAUCUAAAUUGUGCAGAACCAUACAGAGAAUCAAUUACCCCAAAAAGAAUUCUGGUAUCGAUUCCAUGAUGUGUGAGAUUUUCAAUAAUAAAAUCAAAGGUUUAACUGAGUAGUUGGAAAAUUACGAGGAUGACAAUUUUACAGGGUUCAAUCAAGAUAUGUUUAAGACACUCAUUUCCAGAAAUAAGUAUUUACAUAAGUUAUUUAUAUAAAAAUAUGGUACUCAGUGA
Paramecium octaurelia is the source of this 1614-nucleotide messenger RNA. The record is from the annotation of a GenBank genome assembly. NCBI's taxonomy places the organism in Eukaryota, Ciliophora, Oligohymenophorea, Peniculida, Parameciidae.